Messenger RNA from Anopheles arabiensis, 23467 nucleotides. It is a transcript of the gene futsch, whose product is annotated as microtubule-associated protein futsch. Gene Ontology annotation, biological process: regulation of microtubule depolymerization; dendrite development; microtubule cytoskeleton organization. The transcript is spliced from 7 exons. The record is from RefSeq and is a predicted model, not a curated record. Bases 1931 to 17731 code for a protein of 5266 amino acids. Gene Ontology annotation, cellular component: microtubule; microtubule associated complex; dendrite. Lineage: Eukaryota; Metazoa; Arthropoda; Insecta; Diptera; Culicidae. Gene Ontology annotation, molecular function: actin binding; microtubule binding.
AAUUCGUUUUCGCAGCAGCGCGCAGGUGACUUGGCUGUGUCCAGCAAACGCCGGUCGAAUAUAAAAGUGAUCUCUCCAACACGGGGCAAACGGCAAAGAUUCAGACAGAAUGGUAAACGCAAAUAUAUUACACGCCAAAAAGAUGACGACAUAAAAACACAAAAGCAAGUGGAAAACUAUCGGCCGAGAAAAACGAAACGGCGAAACGAACAGUUGCUAUCAGUUAUAAUUCCAGUGCGCUGCAAGCAAACCAUCCAAAGUGCGAACCCCGUUUGACCCGACAAGAACAGAGAGCAGAGUUAAGGAUAAUCGCAAAAUAUCUUGAAAAGUCCUAUCCAAAGUCCUGACGACACGGACAAGUCCGGAAAAUUGAGCCCAAAGAAAAAAGACCUCACCGCAAUUCCACUUCCCCAGCACAUACUAGUCCGCAGCAGGGGAAAAACUGCUCAUGUGUGUUAAGUGUACGUGUGUUUUUGUGUGAGUGUGUGUCUUGGGACGUCGUUUUCCACCAUCAGAGGACAUAGAAAGGCUCGUCAGAGAGUGAGCAAAAGAGAGAAAGCUACACCGAGAGCGAUAAAGAGUGGAAUAGGAAAGACUUUUCAUGUACAAUAAGUAGUAUUACAUACAUCAGAGUAAGGCAAGCAACUGUUACGUCUCCAACAUUCGUUCGACAGCCACAGUCAGAACCAGAUUGUACAUCUUGCGCUAAGGCAAACCUCUGUGAAACAACCGACGCAAUCGAAGAAGCUAUCAGCCGUGAUAUCUGGUAAAAAAAGUGAUUAAACCGAAGUAUACAAGCAAGCAAAACCAUUUGCAAGACAUUCCCAAAGCUUUCACCCUCGGUAGUGAGGGGUGGUAACAGGCGUCAAACAGGAACGAAUGAAGAGAGAAAUUAGGAUAAUUUAAAUACAACUGCUUCAUAACUAGAACCCUAAAGCUAGGCUAGAGACAGUAGUGUGAAUGUGAGCCCGUGAAAUAACUGUUCGUUUAGAGAUAAAGCUGCAGAAAAAAAAGCUCGAAGAAAAGUAGUGCCGCGAGCAAAUUGACACAUCUUUGAGCCAUUGCCAGGAUCGAUCAAGAAGCUAGCUUCGUGUUUGUGUCAUCAUCCGUGCUUUCCAAUUCGUGCGUUUGUGUGGUUGUGAUAAGGCCAUAGAAAACUUUCCAGUGUAGACGAGAAAAUUUUACGCUCUCUCCCGUUUUUUUCCGAUCGAGAGAGUAAGCUUCACAGAGCGUGAGAGCGAGAGAAGGUUCAGACACAGAGCGAGUGAGUUGAUAGUUUGGUGGAAUCACCCCGAAAGGAUUUCCCUUUCGACGCCGGAACGAAAGCGACACGAGGGGUAACGGACGAGGCAGCGCGGCACGGUGUGGUGGUUCGUGUUUCCACGAUUCUGGAACAAGGCUAGUGGACUCGACUCGGUGUCACUGUGUUAGUCGUGAGCGAUAAAGUGCAUAGACAGGACACGCAGUUACGGGUGUGUUCCUUUUUCGAAAAAAGAGCAAAGAAAUAUCCGACCAUCACUGAUCUACUGCUACUGCUGCCUGGCAAGCAUCUUCAUCAUCAAGAAGUGUCCUGUGUGUGUGUCCUUCUCGAGCGAAGCAAAACAACGGCUGCGCUCCAACCAUUUGCAUCACUGUUCUCAGUGGACAAAGACUCGCAAGAACACGGUCGGUCGGUGGAGAAAGUAAAGCACACAGUAUUUUCUAGAGCUUACUGCGUAUUUCGCAUACUUUGUCUCGCCCCGUUGCCACGGAGAGUGACUGACCCGUUAUCCUGAAAGUGACCUAUUGCGAGAAGCUGCGCAAAAAGCGUCCACCCUUUCGUGUACCGUGCACAACAAGCAGCUGCCAUCUUUGCUGGUGUAGGACGUUAUUCUAUUUCUGCCAGUGAGCUUUGAGUGAACAAAUCGAACGCCAGGAAGGACGGGCCAGCAUGGAUCAGGACCAGGAUCUGGUGGCACCGAUGGAGGUGAACGGGGCCGAUGAGCAGCAGGGCGGCAGCAUCGACAUCGGGGCAGGGUCCGAUGGGCCACCGAGCAUUAUCGGUGUCGGUCCGCCGAGCCCACUUACCGGGUGCUAUCUGUUGAUUGUCAUCGGUGAGCCACACUCGCAGGACCAUAAGGAUAUCAUUCUCCAACGGCUUAUCAAAGGCUUCCUGUCAUGGGAUGUCGUCGAUUGCCAUGUCGACUUGGAGGACGAGCUGCAUACAAUCACGUUGCAGGCAUUGGAGGGAGAGGAAGGCAAGCAUGGUGAACGAUUGAUUCAGUAUGCCAGCGAAAAUCUGGUAACUGAAAUAUUGAUUCAUCCACAAGUCAACACCUUCAUCCAGUGCAUUCGGAAUCUGCUGAGUAGCUUCACCCGGCACCGCCACAUCAUCCACACCGGAUACACCUUCUCAGGAAACGGGUCGUGGAUAUUACAGGAUGGAACUUUUUCAGUGAUGGAUUUCAUGGAAGCAUUCCAGGAGCACGAGGUGCAACGCGUGCUCCGUGCCUAUCCUGAAACGAUCACGAUGGACAUUCAUUGUGCGCCCGUAGGACAGUGGCACAUGAUUCAGGAAAAGUCCUUCUCACGGCUCUGUCGACUGCGUUUGAAUCCGGUCGACGUACUGGACUCGGGCAGUGAAAGGUUGAACUCUUUUGUCGCUUAUCUGUCGUCGAUGAUCAUACCGACGGAAAUUUCGGAGCUGCUGGAAAGCUCUGACGUCGUUGGAAACAUCCGUUUCAGCCACCCGACGCUGUACGUCUUCCCAGGAGGCCAGGGAGAUGCAGCACUGUUUGGCAUUAAUGGCUUCAACAUGUUAGUUGAUGGAGGGUUCAGCCGCAAAUCCUGUUUCUGGGACUUUGUGCGCCACCUAGAUCGUCUGGAUGCGGUGCUGAUGACGCGCAUCAACAAUACCAACAUCAAGGGCAUCUCGUCCGUGGUUGAGCGCAAGAGCGAGGCGCACGUCUACCCACAGAUAGGACAUUUCUUCGGCAACAUUCCUGAGCGCAAGGGGCUGCCGAGUCCGGACGGUGAUAAGGAUCGUGACCCGCUGCUGGUGGAUAUACUGCAGGAGGGCCACCAAAUCGUGACGAAUCUGAAAUCGUUAAACUUGAAGGCACAAAACUGCUACCGUGAUGCGGAGCCGAUCAAUCUGUAUCAUAAGGUGGGCCAUGGAACGCUCGAUAUGUACGUUAUCAGUCCGGCCCGAGAUUCGCGCGAGGUGAAGGACUUUCUGGCACGCUGGGCCGCGGCCGACCAGCGGCUGUUUACGAAAGAGGCGAAGGAUGGAAAAGACUUUGCCUUCCCGUUGCAAAAUCUGAUCUCUAUCUGCGCGCUGCUGGUGUGGACGCCAGCCAACCCGGAAGACAAUAUUACACGCAUUCUCUUCCCGGGGUCGGCACCUGAGUACAAGAUCCUCGAGGGAUUGGAGAAGAUGAAGAAUGUCGAGUUUAUGCGACAGCCAGUGUGUCCGGUCAAGUCAAUCACGGCCAACCUCUCAACACCAGUGCUAGUGACGAAGAAGAGCCUGAAGUCGGCCUCGACUGAUCGGAUUAUCGCGGAACCCCUACAUCCGUCCAAGCCCAAGGACAACAAACUGAUCGACAACAAAAUGAGAAUGAUGCAUGCCGAUAACAAGCUGGCCAGCGAUGGGAUGGAUAGCUCUGCGGACGAGAUCAAAAUGGAAAAGCAACUGUCCAAGACAGCGGCCUCGACGACUGUUGCUUCGGCCCGGAUCGAAAGCAAACCCAAAGCUAUUCGUGCCGGCAAACCGAUUGCCACUGCCGAGAAGAAGCUUGACAACAAGAAGCUCGACCAGCAGGACGAAAAGAAAGACUCCAUCUCAGACGUGAGCUCGGACAAGGAGGAUGCACUAUCCAUCGACAAAUCAAAACCCGUGGCCGUGGACAGUGAAAAGAGCCUCGAUGAAGCGAUCGACGCGCCCGAAAAGAAGGAGGAGGUCGAUGCUGCCAAACCAGAGCUGGAUGCGAAGGAAAAGAAGAAGGACGAUACAUCCCCAGCUGGAGCUGACACCGGUGGCAUGGCGACAAAACCGACCAGGAAACCUCCUACGUCACGCACCGUUACUUCAUCGACCGCCAGAUCCAGGGUGGACACAGCAAGCAAAACGUCCAAGCCUUCGGUCGAGAGAAAGCCUGCAGUCAGGAAACAAACAGAAGCAAAUAAAUCCUCACCAACAACACCGAAAAAGACGAGUUCCAUCGAAGCAAAACUUACCAAUGGCAGUGCCACCAAAGCGGAACAGGGCGAAGAUGUGAAAAAGGCCGUCGGAAAGUCAACUGCAGCCAAAGUGGGCCCAACCUUAGGAUCAAAACCAGGCAAAUCUAGUCCGAAAGCUACUCCAGCGAAAAGUGCGAAGGAUGAAAACAACCGCAAGGUCCUCGAGGCAAGACAGCGUCCAACUAUGGCUGCCAAGCGUGAGGCUCGAAAAGACCAGGAAAAGAAGGAAACUGCUCCAGCAAAGCAAACGGAGCGUAAGCCCAUCUCGCGACGACCGAAGGGCACCGUUUCGACAUCUUCCAGCGCAAUGAACGCUGGUGGUAGUCCUGUCAAGGCCAAGAAGGUGCUCAAGUCGGAAAAGGAUGCAGUCAUCAGGAAGGCCAAGCUGGACAAGAGUGGUACUACCGAUUCGAGUCUCGUGUCAACGCCAAGCGCCGACGAAGGCGGUGUGCCCGUUCCCAAGCGACCGAUUGGAGUUGCUAUUCCAGAUGUCGCUCCUGGAGAUACCGAGACGCUGGAAGCUAUCAAGAAACAGCAGCAACUGGCCGAGCUCAAGGAAGAACAGGAAGCGGUGCGUGAGAUUGAAGCCGUGUUUAACCGCGAUCAGGCUGCACAGAAAGCUCUCAAACACCGAGAGCUUGCACUCACCGAGGAGCAUCGCGAAGUGCAGGACAGUGCCACCGAGCCGGAAGAAGAGGAGGAAUAUCUUAUCAUUGAAAAGGAAGAACAGUACACCGAGGACUCGAUCAAUGAGCCGGAGAGCAGUGCCACCAAAGAGGAAGAAAUUCAGAAACAUCAGCGCGAUUCGCAAGAGUCCGAAAAACGGAAGCGCGACAGUUUGGAAGAAGAGAAAGAGGAAAAGGUGGAUGCGGAUAAGGUUGUUGUUGUUGAGACGGCUGCCGAGGAGGAUGCCGCUGAAAGUGAAAAGCCGGAUGACGAUCAACCGCAUCAGGAAGAGGAGGAAGAUGUCGAAGCCAGUGCCCCGGCCGAGGAGCGACCUGACGACAAGGAAAGGCUUUCGCCCAAGCACAAACAAGAGCUCGAGGAGGAGGUGCAGGAUAUUAUCGCAUCAGCGAAGGAAAUCGCCAAAUCCAAGAUGGAAACCUCGAUGGACGGGCUGAAGACAGAGGAGAUCUCAUCCUUUAGCCCGGAUGAAAAAAUGAGCAGCACGAAAAAGACCAGUGACACUCGGGACGAGGAGCAGGAACUACCGAUCGGCCAUCCAAAAGACCAUAUCGAUCCCCCUCACCACGAGAGCCACCACGAGGAGCGCGUUUCGGCAACCGUCGAGUCUGGUGCGACAACGACUGCUCCAACACUUCCCGAAGACGAACGCAUACCCCUUGACGAAAUCAAGGAAGAUCUCGUGAUCGAAGAAAAGCACGUCAAGGAGGAAACAAAGGAAAUCGAAGUGGCAUCGACGAUACCAGUGGCGUCUGCUGCAGCAAUCCCAAUCGAGCAACCGAUGGGACCGGUAGUGGCAACGGAGGAAGUGCCCACUGCGGCAGCUCCAUUGAAAACAGUUUAUGAGCCACUGGAACGACCGGUACCGGCUAAGAUGCAGUUCAGCGCACAGCAGGCCCAUAUGCGCGAUGUGGUGAAAACACCGGAUGAGGUUGCCGAUCUGCCGGUGCAUGAGGAGGCCGAUCUCGAGGAGGAUUACGGCGAGGAUAAGGAUAAGGAUAGUAAAGAAGAUGAGGAUAAGGACCGUGAUACGAAAGAGAAGCCAGAGGAGGAACCGAUCGUCGCAGUCUCUACGACAAUCGUGUCAUCGACACUGGCGGCGAUAGAGACUGAAGUUAAGCAACCUGAGAAGACUGAUCAAGAAAGGCAUGUAGCGGAUAAGUCAGUUGAAAGUGAUAAACCAUGUGAUACGUCAAAGAAACCAACUGAAGUGGAGGAAGUGUUCGAGAAAAUGCAAAGAGAUACCCUACUGGACAAGCCGCCAAAAUCUGACGCACAGGAACUAGAACAACAGGAUGCUUCAAAACCACUGCUCAUGGACGAUGCCAUUUUGAGGGAUUUGGAGUCACAAAUAAUCCCAGUAGACGAUAAGCUCGAUAGUGCCGUAAAGGUGCAGCAACAGCAUCAGGUUAAACCUGACAGCAAGUUGCCAGCAGAAGCAACCGAUCAAGAUAAGCAUGAAGCGGAUGAAGACGAAACGAACAAGGUCCCAGUGGAGGAAGAGUUGAUCGUCGCACAAAAAGUAGUACCUAAGGUUCCUGAACCACCACAAACCGUAGCGUCGGUGUUGGAUGAAAUCUGGCAAACACCAUCAAAGGUCGAGGAAAAAUUGGACGAGUUGAAACAUCUAAUCGACGACAAAGCGAAGAGCACCGUGUCUGAUCUAGUGGCCAUCAAGGACACUAUGGUGAAAACUGUUGCCGAACGGAAGGAGGAAAUCAUCGAUACCGUUGUAGUAGAGGUCAAGGAUGCGGAUCAAAAAGUAAAAGAGAUCCUUGAAGACGCUGGCAAAGAAGUGGAACAAAUGGUUGUUCAAACUGCACAAGAGGUGGUAAAAGGUAUUACCGAUAAAGCUGACUCCGUGCUUGACGAUCUGCAAGCUAAGACCAAGCUGAUCGACGACGAACUAACAGCCACCACUUCUAAGAUGGACGCGAAAGUGGAUUCCGUAGUCCAAGAGGUUUCGCAAGCUGCUACAAAGGUAGAUGAAACGCUGGUCAACAUCGCAGCAGAAACGAGCGAACUGGAAAAGCUAGCGAAAGAUCUCAAACAAGAUGUUAUCAGCCAGUUGGAUAGUACCAAACAACAGCUCGAACAAGACCUUACGAAAGAGGUAGAAAAGGUGCAAGACAAAGCGAAAACUGGCAUCAGCUCUUUCUUCGGAAGCAUCACGGAGGGCAUUAAAAGUGGAAUCGAGAAAAUGGCAGACAAAGUGGAACACAAGAUCAAAGAUAAAACCGAGGAAGUUGAAGUCAAAUUGCAACAAGUCACAGAAAAAAUUGACAGUCUGCAAAUGGAGCGCAAUUUAGAAUCGGUCGCAGCAGCACACCAAGAAUCGGAACAACAAGCAUACGAUCGAUUUGGAGGCCCUUACGAGCGAAGCUAUACCCAGGAGUUGCGUGAAACGCAUAUUACGACACUCGAUUCUCCGGUCUCAGAUGGGGAUAAGCUAAAUAUGGAAUUGAAAUCCAUGGUUAACAUUCCGCAAGAUAUCGACGAAGACAAGGAGCUCGAAGAGCUGGAGGCUAACAAAAACAUGGGUUCAUUUGUGAUCGAGGACAUCAAGUACAGUGCUUUUGAUGAUGCUAAUCUGCGCGAGAUCAAAGAGGAGGAAGAGGAAGAUCGGGUUUCUCCGCCACAAGGAGCCUCGGAGAAGCUUGACCCUGUCAUUGGCAUGAUGCCACCACGCGCGCGUACUCCGGAAGAUGUGGCCAAGAUUGUGGCCAAUGUAGCGGAAGUCUUGAAGUCCGAUAAGGACUUAGAGGAAAUCAUUCCUGGUUUCGAUCCUCAGGAGCUGGAGCGAAAGCUUUCCCAAGGUGCUGCGCGUGAGGAAGAUGUAGGCACAGUACAGCGCAUGCUCGUUACGGCCAGCAGCGAAGAUGGUGGCGAAGAGACGGUCAUUUGUGCCGACGGGACUAUCACAUUCUCAAAGUCAGCCACGCCAGAACCCAUUCAGGGUUCCGGCACGACUACUCCUGAGAUUAAGGUGCAGGAGGAGAACGAAGACGAAGAGGAUGACGCCGAGUCGCAUAUGCCCACAAAGGAUGCUACUGACGUGAAGCAAACAGGAGAUGAAAAGGGAAGCCCUGCAUCGUCAGGCAAAUCGUCGCCAGAUCUAAAAACAUCUCCCACAUCAAUCGAAGAGAAGGACAAACACGAAUUACCUGAGAAAGUGGUUCAGGUCGAGGUGGCAAAACCAAAGAUGCCUGAAGAAACUAUUGACAUGGUGAGCGAUAUCCGUAAGGAAUCGUUAGCCGAUCAUCAAACAUACGAUCAAAUCGAUGAUACAAGACGUGAGUCCGCCAUUAGUACAUUCAGCGAGCGAGAUUAUACCAAGGAUGAAAGCUCUUUCGUCGAUGAACGUGAUUCGUCUCGGGCGCAUUCGAUAUCAAGUCACAUCAGUGAUCUUAAAGAAGACCCAACCGAUCUAAAAUCAGUGGCAGACUUUUUAAAGGAAUCUGAAAAAGAUCACGAUCAAGUAUUUGUUGAAACAGACGGCAAAAUGAAGGAUCUUUCUAGUCCUGAAUCCAUUACAAGUCAGAAAACGGUAUCAGAGAAGGAUCAGAUUGUUGUAGGCGGAACUGCUGCCACAUCAAUUGAGCCAGCUGCUGCAUCCGAUAUGACUAUUGAUGCUAAAGCACAGGUCGAAACGGGUGAGUUUUCUCGUCCAGAAUCUCCAGCAAGUGUGGGAGAAACUUGCCUUCCAGAAUCGACAGUGCCACAUAGCACAACCAAAGAUGUUCACGAACAACCCAUUCAAAUGCGACAACAGUUGAAAGAAUCUGCAUCAUUGGAUCUCGCAGAAGAACUGCAGGAAGAAACAAGCUUUUCUCGUCCUGCAUCACCAGCUAGCGCCGAAGAUAUAUCUCGCCCUGCUUCUGCUGCAAGUGGACCUACUGGCAAGGCUCCGUCUGAGAAGUCCGUCGAUCUCAAGGCUGAGACCAAGGAGGAGUCCCGACCUGCUUCUGCUGCAAGUGGACCAGCUGACAAGGCUCCGUCUGAUAAAUCCGAUGAGCUGAAGGCUGAUGCCAAGGAGGAGUCUCGUCCUGCUUCUGCUGCAAGUGGACCAGCUGACAAGGCUCCGUCUGAGAAGUCCGUCGAUCUCAAGGCUGAGACCAAGGAGGAGUCCCGUCCUGCUUCUGCUGCAAGUGGACCAGCUGACAAGGCUCCGUCUGAGAAGUCCGUCGAUCCCAAGGCUGAGACCAAGGAGGAGUCUCGACCUGCUUCUGCUGCAAGUGGACCAGCAGACAAGGCUCCGUCUGAGAAGUCCGUCGAUCUCAAGGCUGACACCAAGGAGGAGUCCCGUCCUGCUUCUGCUGCAAGUGGACCAGCUGACAAGGCUCCGUCUGAGAAGUCCGUCGAUCUCAAGCCUGAGACCAAGGAGGAGUCUCGACCUGCUUCGGCUGCAAGUGGACCAGCUGACAAGGCUCCAUCUGAUAAGUCCGAUGAGCUGAAGGCUGAUGCCAAGGAGGAGUCUCGUCCUGCUUCUGCUGCAAGUGGACCAGCUGACAAGGCUCCGUCUGAGAAGUCCAUCGAUCUCAAGGCUGAUGCAAAGGAGGAGUCCCGGCCUGCUUCUGCUGCAAGUGGACCAGUUGACAAGGCUCCGUCUGAGAUGUCCGUCGAUCUCAAGGCUGAUGCCAAGGAGGAGUCCCGACCUGCUUCUGCUGCAAGUGGACCAGCUGACAAGGCUCCGUCUGAGAAGUCCGUCGAUCUCAAGGCUGAUGACAAGGAGGAGUCCCGACCUGCUUCUGCUGCAAGUGGACCUGCUGACAAGGCUCCGUCUGAGAAGUCCGUCGAUCUCAAGGCUGAGACCAAAGAGGAGUCCCGACCUGCUUCUGCUGCAAGUGCACCAGCUGACAAGGCUCCGUCUGAGAAGUCCGUCGAUCUCAAGGCUGAUGCCAAGGAGGAGUCCCGUCCUGCUUCUGCUGCAAGUGGACCAGCUGACAAGGCUCCGUCUGAGAAGUCCGUCGAUCUCAAGGCUGAUGACAAGGAGGAGUCCCGACCUGCUUCUGCUGCAAGUGGACCAGCUGACAAGGCUCCGUCUGAGAAGUCCGAUGAGCUGAAGGCUGAUGCCAAGGAGGAGUCCCGACCUGCUUCUGCUGCAAGUGGACCAGCUGACAAGGCUCCGUCUGAGAAGUCCGUCGAUCUCAAGGCUGAUGACAAGGAGGAGUCCCGACCUGCUUCUGCUGCAAGUGGACCUGCUGACAAGGCUCCGUCUGAGAAGUCCGUCGAUCUCAAGGCUGAGACCAAAGAGGAGUCCCGACCUGCUUCUGCUGCAAGUGCACCAGCUGACAAGGCUCCGUCUGAGAAGUCCGUCGAUCUCAAGGCUGAUGCCAAGGAGGAGUCCCGUCCUGCUUCUGCUGCAAGUGGACCAGCUGACAAGGCUCCGUCUGAGAAGUCCGUCGAUCUCAAGGCUGAUGACAAGGAGGAGUCCCGACCUGCUUCUGCUGCAAGUGGACCAGCUGACAAGGCUCCGUCUGAGAAGUCCGAUGAGCUGAAGGCUGAUGCCAAGGAGGAGUCCCGACCUGCUUCUGCUGCAAGUGGACCAGCUGACAAGGCUCCGUCUGAGAAGUCCGUCGAUCUCAAGGCUGAUGACAAGGAGGAGUCCCGACCUGCUUCUGCUGCAAGUGGACCAGCUGACAAGGCUCCGUCUGAGAAGUCCGAUGAGCUGAAGGCUGAUGCCAAGGAGGAGUCCCGACCUGCUUCUGCUGCAAGUGGACCAGCUGAUAAGGUUCCGUCUGAGAAGUCCGUCGAUCUCAAGGCUGAUGACAAGGAGGAGUCCCGACCAGCUUCUGCUGCAAGUGGACCAGCUGACAAGGCUCCGUCUGAGAAGUCCGUCGAUCUCAAGGCUGAUGCCAAGGAGGAGUCCCGACCUGCUUCUGCUGCAAGUGGACCAGCUGACAAGGCUCCGUCUGAGAAGUCCGUCGAUCUCAAGGCUGAGACCAAGGAGGAGUCUCGACCUGCUUCUGCUGCAAGUGGACCAGCAGACAAGGCUCCGUCUGAGAAGUCCGUCGAUCUCAAGGCUGAUGACAAGGAGGAGUCCCGACCUACUUCUGCUGCAAGUGGACCAGCUGACAAGGCUUUGUCUGAGAAGUCCGUCGAUCUCAAGGCUGAGACCAAGGAGGAGUCCCGACCUGCUUCUGCUGCAAGUGGACCAGCUGACAAGGCUCCGUCUGAGAAGUCCGUCGAUCUCAAGGCUGAUGACAAGGAGGAGUCCCGACCUGCUUCUGCUGCGAGUGGACCAGCUGACAAGGCUCCGUCUGAGAAGUCCGCCGAUCUCAAGGCUGAUGCCAAGGAGGAGUCCCGACCUGCUUCUGCUGCGAGUGGACCAGCUGACAAGGCUCCGUCUGAGAAGUCCGCCGAUCUCAAGGCUGAUGCCAAGGAGGAGUCCCGACCUGCUUCUGCUGCAAGUGGACCAGCUGAUAAGGUUCCGUCUGAGAAGUCCGUCGAUCUCAAGGCUGAUGACAAGGAGGAGUCCCGACCAGCUUCUGCUGCAAGUGGACCAGCUGACAAGGCUCCGUCUGAGAAGUCCGUCGAUCUCAAGGCUGAUGCCAAGGAGGAGUCCCGACCUGCUUCUGCUGCAAGUGGACCAGCUGACAAGGCUCCGUCUGAGAAGUCCGUCGAUCUCAAGGCUGAUGCCAAGGAGGAGUCCCGUCCUGCUUCUGCUGCAAGUGGAUCAGCUGAUAAGGCUCCGUCUGAGAAGUCCGUCGAUCUCAAGGCUGAUGACAAGGAGGAGUCCCGACCUACUUCUGCUGCAAGUGGACCAGCUGACAAGGCUCCGUCUGAGAAGUCCGUCGAUCUCAAGGCUGACACCAACGAGGAGUCCCGACCUGCUUCUGCUGCAAGUGGAUCAGCUGACAAGGCUUCGUCUGAGAAGUCCGUCGAUCUCAAGGCUGAUGCCAAGGAGGAGUCCCGUCCUGCUUCUGCUGCAAGUGGAUCAGCUGAUAAGGCUCCGUCUGAGAAGUCCGUCGAUCUCAAGGCUGAUGACAAGGAGGAGUCCCGACCUACUUCUGCUGCAAGUGGACCAGCUGACAAGGCUCUGUCUGAGAAGUCCGUCGAUCUCAAGGCUGAUGCCAAGGAGGAGUCUCGUCCUGCUUCUGCUGCAAGUGGACCAGCUGACAAGGCUCCGUCUGAGAAGUCCGUCGAUCUCAAGGCUGAUGACAAGGAGGAGUCCCGUCCUGCUUCUGCUGCAAGUGGACCAGCUGACAAGGCUCCGUCUGAGAAGUCCGUUGAUUUCAAAUCUGAGACCAAGGAGGAGUUCCGACCUGCUUCUGCUGCAAGUGGACCAGCUGAUAAGGCUCCGUCUGAGAAGUCCGUCGAUCUUAAGGCUGAUGCCAAGGAGGAGUCCCGACCUGCUUCUGCUGCAAGUGGACCAGCUGACAAGGCUCCGUCUGAGAAGUCCGUCGAUCUCAAGGCUGAGACCAAGGAGGAGUCCCGACCUGCUUCUACUGCAAGUGGACCAGCUGACAAGGCUCCGUCUGAGAAGUCCGUCGAUCUCAAGGCUGACACCAAGGAGGAGUCCCGACCUGCUUCUGCUGCAAGUGGACCAGCUGACAAGGCUCCAUCUGAGAAGUCCGUCGAUCUCAAGGCUGAUGCCAAGGAGGAGUCCCGACCUGCUUCUGCUGCAAGUGGACCAGCUGAAAAGGCUCCAUCUGAUAAGUCCGUCGAUCUCAAGGCUGACACCAAGGAGGAGUCCCGACCUGCUUCUGCUGCAAGUGGACCAGCUGACAAGGCUCCAUCUGAUAAGUCCGAUGAGCUGAAGGCUGAUGCCAAGGAGGAGUCUCGUCCUGCUUCUGCUGCAAGUGGACCAGCUGACAAGGCUCCAUCUGAGAAGUCCGUCGAUCUCAAGGCUGAUGCCAAGGAGGAGUCCCGACCUGCUUCUGCUGCAAGUGGACCAGCUGACAAGGCUCCAUCUGAUAAGUCCGAUGAGCUGAAGGCUGAUGCCAAGGAGGAGUCUCGUCCUGCUUCUGCUGCAAGUGGACCAGCUGACAAGGCUCCGUCUGAGAAGUCCGUCGAUCUCAAGGCUGAGACCAAGGAGGAGUCUCGACCUGCUUCUGCUGCAAGUGGACCAGCAGACAAGGCUCCAUCUGAUAAGUCCGUCGAUCUCAAGGCUGAUGACAAGGAGGAGUCCCGUCCUGCUUCUGCUGCAAGUGGACCAGCUGACAAGGCUCCGUCUGAGAAGUCCGUCGAUCUCAAGGCUGAGACCAAGGAGGAGUCUCGACCUGCUUCUGCUGCAAGUGGACCAGCUGACAAGGCUCCGUCUGAGAAGUCCGUCGAUCUCAAGGCUGAGACCAAGGAGGAGUCCCGACCUGCUUCUACUGCAAGUGGACCAGCUGACAAGGCUCCGUCUGAGAAGUCCGUCGAUCUCAAGGCUGACACCAAGGAGGAGUCCAGACCUGCUUCUGCUGCAAGUGGAUCAGCUGACAAGGCUCUGUCUGAGAAGUCCGUCGAUCUCAAGGCUGAUGCCAAGGAGGAGUCCCGUCCUGCUUCUGCUGCAAGUGGAUCAGCUGAUAAGGCUCCGUCUGAGAAGUCCGUCGAUCUCAAGGCUGAUGACAAGGAGGAGUCCCGACCUGCUUCUGCUGCAAGUGGACCAGCUGAUAAGGCUCCGUCUGAGAAGUCCGUCGAGCUGAAGGCUGAGACCAAGGAAGAGUCCCGUCCUGCUUCUGCUGCAAGUGGACCAGCUGACAAGGCUCCGUCUGAGAAGUCCAUCGAUCUCAAGGCUGAGACCAAGGAGGAGUCCCGACCAGCUUCUGCUGCAAGUGGACCAGCUGACAAGGCUCCGUCUGAGAAGUCCAUCGAUCUCAAGGCUGAGACCAAGGAGGAGUCCCGACCUGCUUCUGCUGCAAGUGGACCAGCCUACAAGGCUCCGUCUGAGAAGUCCGUCGAUCUCAAGGCUGAUGACAAGGAGGAGUCCCGACCAGCUUCUGCUGCAAGUGGACCAGCUGACAAGGCUCCGUCUGAGAAGUCCGUCGAUCUCAAGGCUGAUGCAAAGGAGGAGUCCCGACCUGCUUCUGCUGCAAGUGGACCAGCUGACAAGGCUCCGUCUGAGAAGUCCGUCGAUCUCAAGGCUGAUGACAAGGAGGAGUCCCGACCUGCUUCUGCUGCAAGUGGACCAGCUGAUAGGGCUUCGUCUGAGAAGUCCGUCGAUCUCAAGGCUGAUGACAAGGAGGAGUCCCGACCUGCUUCUGCUGCAAGUGGACCAGCUGACAAGGCUCUGUCUGAGAAGUCCGUCGAUCUCAAGGCUGAUGGCAAGGAGGAGUCUCGUCCUGCUUCUGCUGCAAGUGGACCAGCUGACAAGGCUCCGUCUGAGAAGUCCGUCGAUUUCAAGGCUGAUGACAAGGAGGAGUCCCGUCCUGCUUCUGCUGCAAGUGGACCAGCUGACAAGGCUCCGUCUGAGAAGUCCGUCGAUCUCAAGGCUGAGACCAAGGAGGAGUAUCGACCUGCUUCUGCUGCAAGUGGACCAGCUGACAAGGCUCCAUCUGAAAAGUCCGAUGAGCUGAAGGCUGAUGCCAAGGAGGAGUCUCGUCCUGCUUCUGCUGCAAGUGGACCAGCUGUCAAGGCUCCGUCUGAAAAGUCCGUCGAUCUCAAGGCAGAUACCAAACAAGAGUCCCGACCUGCUUCUAGUGCAAGUCUAGCUAGUGACAAAGCAUCAUCAGACAAAUCGGUUGAUCAUAAAACCGAUGUGGAAACAUCCUGUGCAUCCUCAUUUAUGAAAUUUGAGGAGUCUUUAUCGCGCCGAGAAUCAUCCACUACCACCAAAGACGAACGCCCUGCUUCAGCAAUGAGCGAUGGUGAAGAAGAUGACUUCGAGACAAAAGUGGUUAUGAAGGAAACCCGAUCCAAAUCUAUGUCAGCCGUGGCCACAUCUUCUGUACAACGUUCCGGAUUUGAAGGUAGCACAUUGGGAGUACUAGAAGAAUCGGUCAUAUCUUCCCGUGACGAUCUUGACACAUUGCGCAGCCCUCGUGAUAGUGUAACAAAAAUAGAUCCCACGUUCGUCCCACACCAAUCGGAGCGAACCAUGGUAAAGUCUUUUAAGCCAUUGUUUAGUGACAAUCCACAGUUCCCGGGAGAGAAGGAUGAUAUACACAAGCAAGAUGCAACGAGUACGUUCCCAAAAUGCGGCCUGGACAGUACCGAAAGCCCUGAUCAUGGCGCAUCUAUUGCCAAAGGCAUGGAUCAGCUACUAAAAGAUACAGUCACCUCCAUGAAAGAAAUUGAAAAGAUGACUUCCACAGUCAUUUCCUCCACGGUCUCUAAAAAGGAGGAAUCAACAACAGAAGGCAAGACCUCUGGAACAUCCACCAUGAGCGCAUUCCCGAUGUCUCUCGAUAGUGGUAAAUCGUCUCCUUAUCUUGCUGACAAAUCGCAGGAGUCCAGUGCAAAAUCGGUCAGUCCGCAACAGGACAAAGACUCGCUCGACGAGAGCUCCACAUCGUUCAACACAUUCAUUGAGAAGGAUAGCUUAUCGGAAAAGACCCAACAGCAGCAACACAUUUCUAUUCGAAUGAAUACAACUGGCGAAGCAGUAACAACUGAAACUACCGCAACCACAACUGAGAGAAUUGCAGACGAAUUGCUCUUUGCUGGUAAUAAAACACCACCAACUGCUCCAAUUAGUCCGAACGUUGCAGCAAAAGAUGGUAUGAGUAUAACCCAAACUCAUUGCGAGUCUUCAACUCUGUCUAGCUCGACGUCUGUUGCAUCAGCGACAAUGACACUGGCGAGUACUGCUAUGACGACUGCGCCGACUGGUCCGACUGCGCCAAAGGACGAUGCAUCUGGUAUUUCAACACCUAAAGAGUCUGUACCAUCUGGCAAGUCGAGCCCGGGGCUGAUGUCCGUGCACACGCAGGGUAGUACGGACAGUGCUUCCAAAUCGAUCAACUUGGGCCACAGCAGUUCAGGUAUUGAGACAUCAGAUUCAUCGCCAAAGCCAACAUCGCCCUUCCCGAAGGUGGUCGUCGACACGCUAAAACUUGCGGACGAGGCAAAGACCACCUCCGGCAUGAGCACACCGGACAUGACGCGUUCCUCAACGCCAGACAUGGUCGACUCACAGAUCGAGCGCAUUGCCACUACGACAGCGAGCGGGGAGAAGAGCGACUCUCAAACUACUGUUACGACUACGACGACGACGACAAAGACCACGACGUACAUCAUUAAGGAUGGACAAAAGAUUGAGGUCGACAGCAACGUGCAUAGUGACACAGUUAGCAAAACGGAAACACAGCAACCCGAUGCUUCUGCCGUCCCCUCCGGUGGAGUAUCGUCCAUCACCACAACAACUUACAUUGUGAAAGAAGAUGGACAAAAGAUCGAAGUGGACAGCAGCCAACACGCCGAUCAGAUGUCGCAAUCGAUCGUUUCCAUCAAAGCGUCGGCUCCUACCCAGCUAACGCUGGCCAGUACCGAGGAGCGCAGUUUCGCCGAGGACUACGAUGAAAAGGAUGUGCUGUCACCGCGAUCCGACAUUUCCUCUGGACAGGCAUCCCGCAUUGUGGCCGGAUGGCACGACGAGGAUGUACCUGGCUCGCCGAUGAGCGUCACUUCGCAAGCUCCACUGUCUCCCAGCACUAAAUACACCUACGACUACGACCUGCAGCAUUCGAGCUCGGGUGUGAGCAAAAAAUCUGACAUUGAAAUUGACCAGGACAGCCAGGACGACGUCGUUCCGCCGCAGUACGGCAGCGAGGAAGCGAAAUCGGCCAUUCCCAUCACUUCCAGCUACAAAGCAGACCCAAUGAGCACCUCGUUUUACGGCCAGCUGCCAGAAGUUCCGUCAAUGACCAUGGCCUCAAGCACCACUCGUUCGAUCCCGAUUCCGAUUACCGGUACCGCUAAAGGCUUUUCCAAACCGUACGUAGAGUAUGCGUCCAGUGGCGACAGCAGUGUCGAUUCCAGCCACAAGCCAUCGAUGACGGGUGACCGCAAGUAUCUGGACGAGGCAGAUCUUGACUUUGAAAAAGCAUUCAGCAGCGCCAGCAGCACCAAGAUGGACGAUCUGAUGACGACGUCAAUGCACUUUUCGAGCGAGAAAGAGUUUAUGGCCGCUACAUCCACUAUCGCUGCCAGUAUGGCCCAGGCGCAAAAGAUGGAAAUGGAUUUCACUUCAACCGGACUUCCGUCGUCGGUGACGACCACUGUCACGGGAGCACAGCCGAGUGCAGCUGUCGCCGCUCCGUCUCAGCUCCCGCCAGCACAACCACAAGCGCAAUCACAAUCAACUCAACCACAAUCAACUACCCAGCCGGCCGGACAGUCCACAAGUACGACUACGGCCGAAGCGAAGAGCGUGCUCGAUUCAUGGGGCAAACCACUGGGACUUCCAUCGCCAGCGCCCAUGACAGCCGAUGAUAACAAGACGACGCCGAAGAAGGAACGCCGCAUGCUGAUGAGCAAAACGAAGCUGAACAACGAGAAGAACCUCCGCAAGCGAGCCGAAUCUCCUACCAAAGCAUCUGCGAAAAAGUGUACCACUCCCGUCUACGUUGACCUGUCAUACGUGCCACAUCACGGCAACUCGUACUACGCGAACGUCGAGUUCUUCAAGCGAGUGCGUGCCCGAUACUACGUUUUCUCCGGUACGGAACCGAGCCGGGAGGUGUACAAUGCCCUGCUGGAGGCCAAACAAACCUGGGAAGAUAAAGAAUUAGAGGUAACUAUCAUUCCAACGUACGACACCGAUGUGCUUGGCUACUGGGUUUCGGAGAACGAGGAACUGCUCGCCAAGUAUCACAUCGAUCUGUCUCCAAGCGCGGCACGGUGUACAAUCAAUCUGCAGGAUCACGAGACGUCCUGUUCAGCCUAUCGGCUCGAGUUCUAGGCACCGGGGCGGAUCAUAGCAUUCACCAGCCAGACCAUGGACGAUGUGGAUGUGGACACCCAGCAAUAGCAGUAGGAGAUCUCAUCAGUACCAAGUUAUGCGCUGGCUUUCCCUUCCGUACCAUCUUUUAGGCGGAGGAGAUGAAGAAAGCUGGCCAACGUGAGUAGACACACUUUAGUUCGGUUCUUUGUACCGCAAAGACCUGCCGAUUGAUCGAUUGCACUCGUUCAAUUGUUAGUUGUACGUAUCUAGUCCUAGCGAGCGCAUCCUGGUAAUGCAGCUAUGUUAAGUUACAAUUAGACAUUUUCCUCCAACGGAAAGGUAUAGAACGAAAAGGAAUGGAAACAAGACUCAGCGUCAGCUAAAGAAAGAGGUUUUUAGAUAGAACACGACCGAGCGAACCCAAGCGGUGGAAAGGAAUAGCAGGGAAACAAGAUAAUUUAAACGAAGAGCUUACUUUGUAGAGCAUACCCUUUAUCCCGCACACGCAGUGACGCAUUGGUUCUUGAGCUUCCGGCUAGAAGACGCCUAGUUUAGGGAUGAUACAAAUAGAACGCAAGAAGUGUCCGUAAUGAGACAAACGAUAGUCUACCUGAAUUUUUUGAAUCUCCCUUUUGAAUCCUACAGACACUGCUUCUUUCUCUCUCAUCCAACGUUCCGACGGCGAGAGGCAAAUAUUUUUUCUUCCGCCAUAGCUUAGGCCGCUGCACCAAUCGCCGUGCACCGGUACAACAUUGCAAGGGGUUUUGCACCCUGUAGUUAGUUGUGAUAAAGUUUACUUGUUGAUUGAGCAAAAUUACUCCACAUGCUAAGUUGCAAUGUCAUAUACCAGAGAACAGAACGGCUUCCGACCGUGGAGGUUACACCUUCGUUGCACAGUCGUACCCGUUGGCAACUCGUCUGAAUACGUGCACAGCCGGGCACACACAGCAAAGGGUGGCAGCAUUGGGGAGAUACAAACGCACAACAUCCGUCUAAAGUCUACACCCAUACCGAUGAUAAUCGUAUAUCGCAACCAAAUCGAUCGUCGUUCGCUAGAUCUGCAUCAGACAAAUGCAACUGUUAACGUACGUACAACAUGCAGCACCGUCAAGCAAUCGUUACAUUGCACCAAUUACUAAUUCCAAGAAGAGGUAUGGGCGAGUUCGUGCCAUACCGGACGAUACAUAACGGGUCGGUUCAUCAGGGAGCAUAAACAGGAGCGAGGAUGAGUUUUUGGCAUGGCCAUUCCUGGGAUUGCUGUUCUUUUUUAGGAUUGCAAGGUAGUCAAACAAGCAAAGCAUAUACGCAAUGCCAUUUUGGAAGGAGUUCGAAACAUACGGGAGUUGGUUGAGAAGGGAUUUUUUGCUUUUCGGAGACUGUGGUUACAAUACAAAACUUUUAUACACCAGCUUACAAAAUCAUCAUCACCUCCAGUGCAACACAGACGGCUUGCCGUCUUGAUCGCCUAAAGUACCCAGCAAUGGAAUCCACCCAGUAACAGAGGAUAGGUAAACCGUGUUUAGGUAGGUAGAUAACGUAUCUUACGCAUCUUAUGAGAAUCGAAGCGAAGACGAUCGCUCACUGUAAGACGUCCACUACAGACUGGAGAAACACUUCACACGUCUCCCUUUCAGCGAACACAAAAACCACAUUGACACACGUCAGCCACAAUGCGUAGAGAAAGCCCAAGUGUGCCCAAGCGGCGUUUGCCAUAUUUCGGGGGAGUUGCCAACGCUGCGAACUGCAGCGGAAAGGUGUAAAAACAACCUAAGGACGAAAAAUAUCCCCAAAAAUAUCAAAGUUGCGCGCACCACGUAUAACCGAUGAGCUUUGAUGCGGACAGGAGAGUCUAUUUACUUAAAUCACUAAUGUUGUUGAUCGUACACGUCAAACUUUCGUGGCACAAAGAUAAACUAAACAUUCCUUAUGCUAUAGCGACUCAGUGUGCGCGGUGUGAUCCUUCAAGCACGCGUGCGUUUGUUUGUAUGGGUCUGUGGGCCAGUGGAUGAUCCAGAGAGAGGCAUGAUAGUUAUAUUUUUCUAUAUCACCUCUCUCUCUCUCCCUCUCUAACACACAAAAACGUGCGUUAUAUGAAAAGCACGAGCAGCACUGGCCCACAUGGAAUGGACAACAGACCGAAUGGAUGAAUUACUACUUAAAGGCAACACACACUUUUCCAUAAUGCAAUUUCGUCAUCUAAAUAAAUGAACAUCAUUUAUCACCACAGCUGAACUAUAUGAGCGAUUGAUUAUAGCAAACAAGAGGAUAAACAAAACUCUAUUUAUCUAAAUAUAGUCUGAACAAAAGACGAUUUAAGAGAGAAAGAGAGAGAGAAAGAGAGAGAGAGAGAAAGAGAGAGAGAGAUAAAAAACAACAAACCAAGAUGUACCAUGUUACUACAUUUAAUCUUCCUUAGAGCAAAGUGAAUAUUACCAAAUCAAGCAGAAAAAGGGGCGCCAAAUAUGCCACAAGAAUGUUGUUGUUGAAUGAAUGCCUAUAGUACAUUUCAGGGCGGUGGGUGGGUGGGUGUGAGAGUUGAAUAGAUCGUAAAUCAAAUUUUCCUAUACUUCAUCGAGAUGCACGCUCACAAAGCGCGAUACUACAUCCCCAGAUUGUUCAUGGAACGUGUUAUCCCUCUGAAAGAAACUUUCAGCUAUAGUUAAAAACAAAGGCAAACACAAACCAAUAGGAAACACAGGCAGGCCACGCAUUUAAUGCAUCAAAGAAGAUCGGAGCCUACACAUACAGGAGAAAAAUGGGGGGAAAAACGUAUUUAACACACUUCACACACGAGUUGAUAAUGAUGAUAAUGAUAGCGAUAUAAGCCCAUGAGACAGUUCAAAUGAAGCAACUUGCGAACAACAAAACAUUUAAACAACACAGCGUGCAGCAGCGGCACGAAACCGGAAGGCUACGUGCGGGGCGAAAGGGAACGAAAGAAACCGAAACACAAGACGAAUGUUCAACUAAUAAAUGUAUUAUUUGUUAGCACGAGAGAAAUGCGCUCCAGCAGCAGCAUUAGCCGAUCGAUUUGUGUUACAAGCGGCGGUGUUAAUUAAUGAAUAAAAUACACUAUAUAACGAUGUUUAGUUUCGAUGGCUGUUUAGCAAAAAAAAAAACAAAGCAAAACAACACACACACACACACACACACACACACACACACACACACACACACAUAUACAACACACACGUAACAUUGACGUGCAUCUACAAAUGCGUACUCGUAUAUUUAAAAACAACUCAUCCCACACUCAUCAAAACUGCAGAAAUCAGAACAAAUGAACGAUAUUUUACAAGUGCGAAAAGGGGGAGAGUAAUGCUUUAAAGCCAAAACAAGAAUGUGGGGGAGAGAUAAAACGUAACCGAACCGUGGUCGUCAUCGUGACAGACUCAGACAGAACAGCGUCCCGUUGAAGGAAGGAGACGGAAGGGGAGCAAAGAUAGGAGCAAAAUUUGUCGAUUUUUAUAUGCCAAUUUUAAGCUUUUAUAUUAGCCACCAAACAGACAGAGAAUUAAACAAAACAAAACAAAAAAAGAUACAUUUUCACCCCGCGUAGUAGAGACGGCCGUAGAAAACGUCGGCCCUAGUAACCUCUCUCAGUGAAGAAAUGCUUGUGAUUUCUGACUCCGGCCACAAACCGGGCACGCCGCUGAAUGUGACGAAAAUUUACUAUUUGCCAAUAGCAUUGCACGGAUAUUAGGAUAGGGUCUGUAGAAUCAACGUCUGCUUAUUGGUAGCGAGGGAAAGGAGACGCGGGAGAAGUAGAAAGAGCAAAAACGGCUGCCGCCUCCUAUCGGUGGCCAAACCACCGCCAAUGCUGAUCUGAUACCUGUGGCCAAUCAAAAUGCAAAGUGCUUUGCCGCUUAGUGGAUAUCAUUGUUUUGCUGCGUGCGUGUGACGCGUGUACGCUCAUCUGCCGACGUUGUGUUACGAUCACCUUUUACGAUAGCGGUAGCGAAUGUUUUCCUGAUUUGCCUUAGCUUGUGAGCCGACGAGCCAUCUGACCGACCAUUUGGAGGGUUCUUAUUACUGUUAGUAUUAGUGAGCAUUUGUCUGUUAAUGAAUUGGUUCCCAUUUUUGCUUUGGUUUACGCUUACGCGGGGUAAGUUUGGUAUUGCGACGUGAGUAUGAGUGUGAGUGUUCUUGUAUGUUUUGGGUGCUAUGUACCGGAAAUGCCUUCUAGGAUGGAUAGGAAGUCAACGCGACGCAAUGCGUGCGACAGAGAAGCAGGGAGUGAGGGAGAGGAGUAUCAUAUGUAUGGAUCCCCCCGAGGACGAACCAUGGAAGGGCUGUGCGACUGUGUGGGGUGUGACAAGUGUAGAAGACGCAAGGCAAACAUAAUGACGAUUGAGCAGUACGACGACGAAUUCGUGGAACGAACAGGUGAUACUGUUACAAAACUAGAAUAUACUGAGGGCCUAGGAUAAUGUUCAGCUUUCUUUUAUAGCCACCAAUCCCCGUACUGCAGCAAGAUAGACUAUGCCAAUGUACUAUCCAUACUUUGGUUUUACCUCUAAGGUUUACCAUGCGUUAGAUGCUAGACUGUUAAGUUAUGGUAUCUAGAUUUCGGUAUUGAUUUGUAGACAUUAAGAUUGCCCAGCGAGAACGGCUUUUGUAUUAUAUGUUUGCUUGCAUCUCUAACUUAUAUAUCAUAUCCUACUUUCGAAAAGACAAGAAGCAUGUAUGGCUGUAUGCAGUAUUUGCAUACAAAAAACGGGCAAAAAGAAGCUUUUGACAUUUGAUGACUAAAAACCAGUCGGACGGAAUUGGACUGAAAGUAUUCACAAGACACGCAACGUUUGGAAUGAGGCAGGACAGGAAUGUGGAAUUGACACAAACACACACAGAAGUUGAACGAUAAUGGAAAUUAUAUGAAUCUACAUUCUACACAAUAAACAGACACAUGCACACAUUCUGAUACUAUAAUAAUAAAAAAAAGAGUUAUCAUUAAUGCUGAGAUCACAUUGGUUGAGAUCUCUAGUAGCAAGAGGAAAACCCUAUACUUUUAGCUUCAUCUAGUCAGUUAAUUGAAUGUUUCAUCAGUUUUUGAAAGUAAACAAAAAAGAAAUAAUAAAGACAAGAGGCAAACAACAAAACAAAUACUAUGUACUCAUACAUACAUACACAUAAAGCAGCCGUACUACAGGCUGGACCCAACUAACCCGAUGGGAGAAAGGAAAUACUUAAGACCACUACAGAUGAGCGACAAAAAGAUGGGCGUAUCAUAUUUCGACUGCAAAGAAGCUACGACCCUUUUCGGCGUGAUGUUUUUUUAAAAUGAAAAUUCAAUAUGAAGGUGGGUCGUUUGGGAGGAUUACAACGUACAUUAACAAUGAAAGACAGCUUGAGGAACGUCGGACAUGGACGGGAUCGAAAAACGCGACCCAGACGAAAUGUUUUCUGCUGCUUACCAAUACAUCAAUUGUACGAAUAAUAUGCACCACUGUCAUCUCAAUGCGCAAAAUAGGCACGCAGAAGAGCAGAUUGCGGAAACAAUUUAUUGCAUACGCGUCUGAUGAAAAAUACGUCCGUUCUUUACGCCAGAGAGAAAGAGAGAGGGGGGAUAGGAACAUAACAGAGCAUGAGAACGAGCAAAAGCUGAAGAAUUUCCACAUUACCAAACCAAUUUAACGAUACAAAAACAGAAAACAAAACAAAGAGACAAACAAAACUAUUAACCUAUUAUUAUGAUGUAUGGUGAAAUCAAUAAAAAUGAAUAAAAUUCAAUAAAAACUAUAAAAUCUACGACUA